Messenger RNA from Pieris macdunnoughi, 303 nucleotides. The record is from the annotation of a GenBank genome assembly. Lineage: Eukaryota; Metazoa; Arthropoda; Insecta; Lepidoptera; Pieridae.
AUGGCUUCCUACAGGGUUAUCGAAAGGGCGAUUGACAAGUUGGCUCGGCGUCACGGAGCUCAUAUAAACGAAUAUGAUGCCAACAAUGGCGCUGACAACGCGCGACGGCUUACUGGGAAGAAUGGAAUGCCGAACAUGAGGGAUUUUACAGCUGGCGUUGCAAAUCGAAGCUGUUCAGUUCGUAUUCCGAGACAAGUAUCGGAAGAUAAACGAGGUUAUUUGGAGGACCGACGGCCCGCAGCAAAUGCUGACCCGUAUAGAGUGAUUUCAAUUUUGCUACGGACCUGCAUAUUUGAUGAAUGA